Messenger RNA from Apis florea (little honeybee), 9313 nucleotides. It is a transcript of the gene Mical, whose product is annotated as Molecule interacting with CasL. Lineage: Eukaryota; Metazoa; Arthropoda; Insecta; Hymenoptera; Apidae. The record is from RefSeq and is a predicted model, not a curated record. Gene Ontology annotation, molecular function: protein binding; FAD binding.
CUGUUGUAGAGAAUUUCACUCGAUCGCACUCCUGGUUCGGUCGCAGUAUAGUGUUUGACGCGCAGUCGAAGAAGGCCAGUCGAAGCGGAGCAUAAGAGCAAACGUCGGGUGGACAAUGAAUCGCGCGAUGUUCUCCAAUAUAGCGGUAUAAUGUGAAUAGUGAUAAAUCGACGUGAUAUGGUGCAUAAUCGGAUUGUAAACGCGCGCGGUAAUGUGGAUAAAAAGUAAAAAAGCUAAGAAAAAAGUGCAGUGACUCUACGUUUGAUUGGCAGUGCACGCAGAGCGGCCCUUCGUGUACAUACACAUGUAAUGAGAAACUGACUCGAAAGCAGGAAGGACAGGACAGGAAGAAAGAAAAUGGAGCAUCGGAAGCAAACGAUGAGCUCGACGGAAAUAGCGAAAGCUAACGAGGAGUUCGAUCUGUUUUGCAACGCGACCACAUUGAAAUCGAUUCUGGGACACUACAGGCAUCUCUGCGAGUUGCUCAGGAUCAGGCCGAACGUGAUCAAUCAAUUUUACCCAAAAUUGAAAGCGAAAUUGCGAUCGUGGAAGGCUCAAGCUCUCUGGAAAAAGUUCGAUCAGAGGGCCAAUUACAAAUGCUACAAUCGUGGCAAAGCGUGCCCGAACACGAGGGUGUUGAUCAUCGGAGGGGGGCCGUGCGGCCUUCGUUCGGCGAUAGAGGCGCAAUUGUUGGGAGCCAAGGUUGUCGUAGUAGAGAAACGGGAUCGUAUGUCCAGGAACAACGUCCUCCAUCUGUGGCCGUUCGUCAUCCACGACCUUCGCGCCCUGGGGGCGAAAAAAUUCUUCGGCAAAUUCUGCGCCGGCUCCAUCGAUCACAUAAGCAUUCGACAGCUUCAAUGCAUACUGCUCAAAGUCGCUUUGAUCCUUGGCGUCGAGUUCCACGAGAGCGUCAGUUUCGACGCUCUGAUAUCCCCGCCGGAGAACCAGGAAGAGGGCAAGGUCGGUUGGAGAGCAAAAACCACCCCUGCCGAUCAUCCGGUCUCUCAAUACGAGUUCGAUGUGUUGAUCGGCGCCGACGGGAAGAGAAACACGUUGGAAGGUUUUAAGCGGAAAGAGUUCAGGGGUAAAUUGGCGAUCGCGAUAACGGCCAACUUCAUAAAUAAACGGACCGAGGCGGAAGCCCGGGUGGAAGAAAUUAGCGGGGUCGCCUUCAUCUUUAAUCAAAAGUUUUUUAAAGAAUUGUACCAGGAGACGGGGAUAGAUCUGGAGAAUAUCGUGUAUUACAAAGACGACACUCACUAUUUCGUGAUGACGGCUAAGAAGCACAGCCUGAUCGACAAGGGUGUGAUUUUGCAGGAUCACGCGGACACGGCGAAACUACUCGCCAAGGAAAACGUGGAUCGGGAAGCGUUGAUGCUCUACGCCCGAGAGGCCGCCGAAUUCUCCACCGAGUAUCAAAUGAUCGGUAUGGAAUUCGCGGUGAACCAUUACGGCCAACCAGACGUGGCAAUGUUCGACUUCACCUCGAUGUACGCGGCGGAGAAUGCCAGUCGAAUUUUGGAACGUCGUGGCCAUAAAUUACUUAUGAUCCUGGUCGGCGAUAGCCUGCUCGAGCCGUUCUGGCCGACGGGAUCCGGCUGCGCGAGAGGAUUUCUAAGCUCGUUGGACGCUUGCUGGGCGAUCAAAGGGUGGGGCGCGAACGUGUCGCCGUUGGAAGUGAUCGCCGAGCGGGAGUCGAUUUACAGGCUGCUCGGCCAGACUACGCCUGAGAACUUAAACAGAGAUUACGCCGCGUACACGCUCGAUCCUCAUACCAGAUAUCCCAAUUUGAACGUGUCGUCGGUGACACCGAUACAAGUGCGAAGUCUACUCGACACGGAUGAUCCCGACAGCGUGAAGCAGCCCCCUGUCCAGUCUGAUAUCGAUAUCCCUAAAAAGCGACGUCGUCGGGAUUUGCGUGGAGAUUCGCAAGUGCAUCCGGACACGCUGCUUCGCUGGCUGCAAAAGCAGGUCGCCCUCUACGACUCGGUUCAGAUAAGGGACAUGGGCGCCUCGUUCAAAAAUGGUCUGGCUAUUUGUGCGAUAAUUCACAGAUAUCGUCCAAACCUAAUAGAUUUCCACAAUUUGAAGGCGGACGACGCGGUUACGAACAACCAAUUGGCCUUCGAUAUAUUGGAGAAAGAAUUGGGCAUACCUCCUAUAAUGACAGGGGAGGAAAUGGCCCAGUGCGACGUUCCCGAUAAACUUGCCAUGUUUUCUUACCUCACACAGAUAUACGAGGUUUUCCGCGGUGAAAUCCCGUACAUUAAACAUCCGAAAUUAGAACCUGAAAACGAAGAAAGGCCCGCACAUAGUAAACAAUUGACACCCGAUCAAAAAGUUCAGUUAAUUGACCGUAUCGUCAGGCAAGAUAGCGCAACGAGAACGAGACACUCACGAUCGCGUCAUAACGAAAAUUUAAACCCCGCGGAUAAGAAGGGGGACACGAUUAGCCGACGUUCUCGAAAGAGACGAAGCACGGAGAAGAUGGGCGCGACAGUGGAGGAAAGGCAGAAGAGACUCGCAGAAAUAGAGAAAAAUCGCGCAGAGCGUAUGAGAAGGCGGCAAUAUUUACGAAAUAUGGCGACGCAGCAAUUCUACAAAAGUAUGCAGAUGCUGCAAGCGAACGCAAAACGCGAGAAAGACGAGCCGUUCGAAGAUUAUUCGAUAUUCUUGUAUCGUCAAACUGCACCGGAUUUCAAGGAUAGGGUGAAAUACCUAGAGCAGAAAAUAUUAUAUCCAGAUAGAGAACCUAAGAUUCACGCUGGUCAUCAUAGAAACAGCAUAGACGAAGAGUUCUCCGGUAGAAUAAAGAGCAUCGAAGACAAGCUGAAAGGAUCUACACCGGUCGAGAAGAAACCCAGAGAUCUUCUACGUGCAAUCGGUAAAAUUGAGAAGACCGAUUGGAAUGUGAAGGAAAUCGAGAAGAAAAUCGAAGAGAAUAAAAUGGGUCGUUUGGUUCGACACGACAAAGUAGAACGAGUGCCGAAAUGGAGUCGAGAACAGAUGUGUAUAUGCUUCAUUCAGUUUUUAGCUCGACAAAUCAAGAUGGAGAAGAAGGGACGUGAUCAAAGGGAGACAGAUAGUAAGUACGCUGAUAUUGACAAUACCCUGAAGAAUAUUGACAGGAAGAUCAAAGAGGGUAAUGUGCUUGGGUACAAUAAAGUCUCGGCAAUGGCCGAACAAUUUUCAAAUAAAAGUCAGGACGCGGAGCCCAAGAUGCAGAAAUCGAAUGUCAAGCCCACGAUAACGUUACCUGCUCAAGGAGGUUCAGAAACGUGUCAUUUUUGUAACAAAAGAGUUUAUCUAAUGGAGAGACUUAGCGCCGAAGGGAAAUUUUUCCAUCGAGGAUGUUUCCGUUGCGAAUAUUGUUCUACCUCGUUAAGAAUAGGAAACCAUACGUUUGAUCGGGAUAAAAAUGGAGGACGAUUUUAUUGUACGCAACAUUUUGGUUUCUCAGGAACGUUGAAGACUCGCGUGGAAAAGAAGAAAAUUACGUUGAAUAAAGAAAAUAUACCCGCUGCAACGUCUGUAAAUCUGAAAACACCUGAAAAAGGAAAGAUAUCCCUAGAAGGUGUUGUUGGUCUUGAUUUACUUGAUCGUGGACAAACACCCGAGAGAAUAGAAUUCGAGAAUUUAGCAGGGAUAUCGGACGCUGAAGAACCUCAAAGUCAAAUGGACGAAGAUGAAUGGACGGAUAGGAAUUUCGGGGCUUCUACCGCAGAGAUGGGAUCCAGUGAUGACAUUUCGGAUAUGAGCGAUUCAGACGAUGACAACGAAGUGUACGAAGAGGCAAUAGAUCAACCGUUAACAACCGAAGGAACUCUUGAACUUGCGAAAAAUUGGACGCUACGAUAUUCUCAUCCCCACGCAGCAAUGGGACAAUCUGAUACAGGGAGCAACGAAUAUGAAGAUUCUAGCGAUGAGUAUACGAAUGAAGACGAUGAAAGUACAACUGCUACGGAAGAUGAAGACGACAUACGCGCCCGAGAACUUAGAAAGCAGGAAGUUUGGUUGAAGAAUCCCACACGUAGCUCCGAUACGGACAGCGGUUCAGAAACGGAGGUUGCCUCCGAUGAAGGUACGUCGGAAGAAAGCGAAGAAAACUCAGCUACGGAAAUAUCGACAGAUUCUGAAUUCGAGCACGAUGGCGCAACUCCUACGCAGCACGAGAUCCCAGAAAUCACGAUCAACGAUGCAUACGUGCGGAAAACUAGAGGAAAUUACGUUGAACCAAAGAAAGUUCAAGUGAAAAGUAAAGUGAUUUCCUCGAUCAAUGGUAACCUGAAGCAAGAUAAAGAACUGGACGCGAAAUGCCAAUCAAAAAUGGAUCACAAUAUAAUAAAUCCUUCUCAUCUUGAAAAAGAGAGCAAGCUGAAUUUAUUAGGAUUCAAUAAUAAUACGAACGCAGUCCCAUUGAUAAACCCACGCAAAGGGGAUUACUUAUUGAACCGUACCCACUCCACCGAGGGUAUAGCGUCCAAGCUGUCCUUGGAAUUGAAGAAGAAGUAUUUGCUUGGCGGCACAGCUUUCGGAGGCUCGGUUAUGAAAUCGGGAUCAGCCUCGAACGUCGACACUCAGUUGAGAAAUUUCACGGACGCUAUCUCUCAACACCAAAAACUUUUGAACCCGGCUCCAGAACCGAGCCCCACGAUGCAAGCAUUCCUGCAAGGAACGAGCAAAUUGCGAUCGAACAACGCUCAACUAUCCCCCAUCUCGCCCACGGCUAUAUUCUCAUCCGUGAAACCGUACACGGCGAAUCGAUCCUCCCACAAUUUGUUGAACAAUGACAAUCCUAUUUAUAAGUCGACAAUUUUGCCCGAAAUAUCGAAGACCCAGCUACCGGAUCUGGUCAAGGAAUCCAGUAUAUUAAAAUCGAAAACCACGCCUAACAUCGUGCGCGGCGAGUCCAAGGACGUGGAGAAUAAAGAAAUUGCGAAAGAGCAAGCGGUUCCUGGCCAAUUGCAAAAUAAUUUCGCAGCGAGCACGGACGAGAACAAUGGUUUCCGGCCACGAAGCCCUUUGCACGAAACCUCGAUCAUCGUGCCUCAAGUCGAUUGGAGCAAGAACACGGAGGAAAGGAAAGAGGCGGCUAGUAGCGGGGAUUCGGAGAUGGACAGCGAUUCUCUGUCCUCCGGGGAUGGCGAGGCGGAGGAGGAAGGGCAAGAUCGAUCGCCAGCUGUUGUUAAUUUGUCCCCACCCCGUUUACAAAUUCACAGUACGGAUGGGGAUCUUCUGUUGGACGAAGAAGCCGAGAGAUGUAACAAAGAUUUCCAGGUGGAUGACGGCCAGUCGUUCGAGCCCGAUUCCAUAGAGUGUUCGUUUCUACGGGAUAAAGGACAGUCGAACGAUAGGAUCGGUUCUGGGGUGAAUAAAACCUCGAUGGAGCUGGAGUUAGUGAAGAACGAAAUCGAGCAAUUGGAGUUGCAGGACGACGGUAGGAAGAGUAUUAGCAAUUGCAGUACACCUACGUCGAUAACCUCUGCCAUUUCGAAUAAACACGAUGAUUCCGAAGAGAACGACGUGACGACAGCGGCCCUUACCGAGACGGAAUUCUCAGAGUGGGCCCGUGACGGGGAAGUUUUGGUCUCGGAUGAUCUACGGGACGUUGAGUUCAAUAUCAAUCCGGAAUUCAUAACGACGAGGAGAAAAGCUGGAUUGUCGGAUGCUUCGAAGAUAGGCCGUAAACCAAUUACGAUAGCCAAAGAGGAAGAUUUAACGGAUAUGGACUUCUUCGAUUCUUCCAAGUUGGAUAAACAGUUGUUGUUGGACGUUCCUGUUAACGAUACCUCGAAACUCUUAGCCAAUGGCGAGAAUAUAGAUUUUAUGGACACGGAUAACGAGUCGUUGUUGGACGAUAGUUUGCAAGAUGCUUCUAAUAUGGUGAUGCUCAAAAAUAGGGGAUACGUGGAAUUUGUUAAUGUUAAAAGCGCUUCGACACCGGUCACAAGUUCGCAAGAUAAAUCGACCGCUGACGCUCCUAUUGCGAAAUUAGAGAAUGAUUCGGAGGAAGAAGGUUACUACGAUAAGAACGUGAUAGAAAUAAAUCCAAUUACCAUGGAUGAUGUUAUGAACAAAUUGAACGGGUCUGCGAAUAAGUCUGAGAGCGAUAGUUGCAAGACAAAUGCGGAAAUAAAAUCGAAUUCCGUUCAACAAGAUCAAUCUAUCGCGGAAGCGGUGAAUAAAGAGUUAUUUCAAUCGAUGGAAGAAGAUAGCUUGCUUAUCGUUGAACCCGCCGAGGACACCACCACCAGCGAGGUGGUCACCAUUCUUGCUAGCCCCGUGAAUCCACAAGUUUCAAUGAUCGCGGCUCAAACUGAAAAACAAUCUGAGCAGGAAACGAAAACGACGACCGAUUUGAACAAUCCUGAUUAUUUGGAAUACGUGAAGCGUCUCCAAUCCAGAAUCGCUGAAUUUAGCAAUGCCAAAGAUUCUAUAGAUGUGAGGAAAUCGAAAAGGAAGAAUUCAAAAAGUUCGCUGCAAUCUCGCACGGCCGAGAUGAUAGCAGAGGAAAUUAAGAAUCAAGAAACUACGGUAAGUAAUAGUUUCAAUUCGCCGGCUACGUCGAGAAAAUUGGAAGAAAUUACGAGGGAAAGAUUCAAGCAGAAAAACGUGAUACAAGAUUUAUUGAUGGAUAAAGUAGAAGCUCAUAAACAGAAAUCCGCCGAGAAAAAGGCAAGAAGAGCUGCUAGAGCCUCGUCUUUCAAUUCAACUUCUGCCUUAUCGCCAAUAAGACCAUCCGUUCCUGGUAGUUCGUUAGUUAAUAAAUUUGUACCUACAUCCAUAGUAACACCUGAAAAUAGUCCCUUGCAUAAUAUCGGCUCUGCUGAAAGUAAACAGCCCGUGGAAAUUAAGAAAUCUUACGAAAGCCAGCAAUUGCCUUGGAAAUCGGAGACUGAGAAGUUUAUAAAUGAGGAAAGUAAUAAUAAUAAUGAUAUUCGAUCUUGCGAAAAUAUCACAUUGAUUAAAACAGCUAAUGAAACGGAAAACAACUUUAGAACGCCAGUUGCACCCCCAAGAUUGAAGCAUGAGGAGGCAAAGAGGACGGCAGAGAAAGCGAGGCAAGAUGCGAGGGAAAGGGCUAGAUUGAAGAGCGAUGAAGAUCUGGGUCUCAGUCCGGAAGAUAAAAUCAAAGAGUUGAGAAUGAAAGUGGCGCGAAGGCAACUUUCAAUGGAAGAGAGGAAAACUAAUGAAGAAACACAGCCUGAUGAUCCUCGCAUAAGACUUUAUACUUAUGGAGCAAACAAGACUGAAUUAAAAUUGCAAACGAGCAAAAGUACGGACAAUAUGAAAGCUGUAGCCGAGGCGAUCAAUUUCAGUGGUUUAUCUACUGCCAGUGCGAAAUCAAUGGAUGAAUUAUUACACGCUGAUUCUCCCAAAUCAAACAGCUCAAUAAUAAAAAGGGAUAAGAAACAAAAAACGAAAGAUCCGGAAAGAAGAAAAAGUAUCAUUCAAGCUGUCUCAGAUUUCUUCUUUAAAAAGGAAUCUUCCCCUUCGCCGUCCAAUCAAAAAGACAAAUUAUCUAUGUUCCGUCUAACGUCAAAGACGAAAGGCAAAUUAUGUAAAUCGUAUUCGGAAGGGUCAGAUCUUGAUAAAGUCUUAUCACCGAAAAUGAACGCAAGACCAAAAAGUGUUUGCGAAGGUAUGCUCGCAAGAAACUUUUUAAAUGAAAAUCCGCCGCCAAUUCCACCGCCACCUCUUAUUUAUACCAUUCCUACUACACAAAUCUCAGAUGAUAGUUUAUCGGAUGAUGACACAAAAACAACAGCAGUGUCGACGUCAUGCAUACAUAAAGCCACAAUAACAGAAGGUUCAUGUAAUAGUAUUUCACGUAAAACAAAAACUACGAAACGAAUAGCUAGACAAGCACAAUUAAAAAGAUUGCGUAUGGCUCAAGAAAUACAAAGAAAAUUGGAAGAAACAGAAGUUAAACAAAGAGAAUUGGAAAGUAGAGGUGUUAGCGUUGAAAAAGCUCUUCGUGGAGAAGGUGAAUGCUCCGAUCGAGAAGAAGCAGAUUUACUCAGAGAGUGGUUUGACCUUAUGAAAGAACGUACAGAAUUGCGUCGAUAUGAAAAAGAGCUUUUAGUACGAGCUCAAGAGGUUCAACUUGAAGAUCGUCAUGAAAGAUUGCAACAAGAAUUACGUGAACGCUUAGCUGAUGAUGAUAAUAAAAAGACCAGUGCCGAUGUGAAAAAGGAAGGAGAAAUUUUAACAGAAAUGUUGGAAAUAGUCGCAAAACGGGAUUCGCUUAUUGCACUUUUAGAAGAAGAGCGACAAAGGUAUCAAGACGAAGAUCGUGACCUUGAAGCUCAAAUGUUGGCCAAAGGCCUCAGAUUAACACCAAUAAAAAAAUGUGGUCCUAAGUAUUCAGUUUAAUAGGAAUCACAUUAUUGUACAUAUACUUCAUUCUAUAUAUCCAUUGAUAAAUUUUACUAAAUAAGUAAAUUAAUUAUAAUGUAAAUAAGAAGUAAAUCUUAUAAGAAUCAAUUUGAUCUUACAAAGAUCAAAACUAAAAUUUUUUUAUGUAUUGAAACAUAAAUUCAUUUGCAAUGUUGUCUCUCAUUGUAUAUGUGCAAAUCUCAUAUAUUUUAAAAAAUUACGGAUCAAUUAUUUUGUUUUAGAUUCGAUUUUUACAGAUUAUUGUGUAAUAUAACAUUUAUUUUAAGCAUAUAUAUAUUAUAUGCGUUUUUAGAAGUUUCAUUCAUUUGUAGUAUACAUUUUUUUAUCUAUUGUAUAUCAUAUAUUUUUAAAUUGUCAGAACAAACAUGGAAUUGUAUUAUAAAUGAAUUUCAAUUCUUAUUGCUUAACAUUAAAGGUAAGGUAAAAUAAAUAUUAUCGCACAUCUGUUGUGCAAAUUGUACAGGAAAUUACAAUAUGACAUUAAUGGAUUUGAAAAAAAUUUUAUGAAUAUAUAUAUAUAUAUAUAUUUUAUCAUUGCAAAAUAUUGAUCAUAAUUAUAAUAAUAUUGUCACAAGAAACAUUUUGCCUUUACUCAAAUAUGUAAAUUAAUCAAAAUAUGAUUAUUAUACAUAUAUUUGAUUAUUACAAAUAUAAAAUGUUGUAUUUUGUGAUUUUAAUAUAAUAUUUAAACAAGUGAUAAUAGUAAAUACAAUUUUGCAUUAGUAAUGUGCAUUGCAAUAUAUACACAUGAUAUGUACAUUCACAUAAUUUAAAUAAGAUGUAUAAAUCUAUUUUUAUGUUUACAAAGAGACUGGCAAACGAAAUGUAUAAACAAUUAUAAAAUUUAAAUAAGCCAUAAACAUGUAAAGUUUUGUAUGAAAUACAAAAUGGACAUAUAUUUACAAUUAGAAAA